UUUUUAGCACUAUCAAUAAGAACGUCCUUGUCUCAAUAUGAUCUUAAAAAAUUGAAGUCAAUUAAUACUAAUUUAGUGAUAGUAGUAAUAGUAAUCUUCUAUUUAAGGUGAACGAAGGGAAUAAUGCGGAAAAAAGUCAACUAUCAGCGAUGGAAAAUCAAGGAGACAAUCAGAUGCAAUUAGAAAGGGCGGAAAAUGCUCCAUUUCAAAGACAAUUCCAAAUGUUCUUAAAAAGCGAUGAAAAAAAUUCUUUUGUGCAGUUAUUAGAAAAUACAAUCCAAAAUCAACAAGACCAAGUAGAAGUAACUGACACUAAAGCUGACCUUGUACGUGUGAAACAAGAACAUUCUCAGGUGAACGAAGGGUUUAACGUGGAAAGAAAUCAAUUACCGGCAAUGGAAAAAAAAUUAGGUAAUCAGAUGAGAGAUUUUGCAUUUCAAGGAGAACUCCCGUCAAUCUAUCAAAAAUUCGAAAGAAAAUUUGAAAAAGUAACGUUUAAACCGGUAGUGGAAAGAAGAAAUCAAGAUCAAGCAAAAGAUGAAGAAUUAACGUCCCUUCGUGGACAACUAGCAGAAACUAGAAAUCAGAAUAAAGCAAAAGAUGAACAAGUAGGAUUCUUUCACGCACAACUAGUACACACAAGGAAUCAAAAUGAAGCAAAAGAUGAAGAAUUAACGUUCCUUCGUGCACAAUUGAAUGAAAAUCAAGCAAUGGCUGAACAAUCGGUUUUUCUUUGUGCGCAACUAGAAGAGACAAGAGAUCAAGAUCAAGCAAAGGAUGAAGAAUUAACAUUCCUUCGUGCACAGUUAGCAGAAACAAGAAAUCAAAAUGAUACAAAGGAUGAAGAAUUAACGUCCCUUCGUGACCAGUUAGCAGAAGCAAGAAAUCAAAAUCAAGCAAUGGUUGAACCAUUGAGGUCAUUUCGUGCACAGUUAGUAGAAACAAGCAAUCAAAAUGAAGCAAAAGAUGAAGAAUUAACGUUCCUUCGUGCACAAUUGAAAGAAAAUCAAGCAAUGGUUGAACAAUCGGUUUUUCUUCGUGUGCAACUUCAAGCAAAGGAUGAAGAAUUAACGUCCCUUCGUGCACAGUUAGCAGAAACAAGAAAUCAAAAUGAUACAAAGGAUGAAGAAUUAACGUCCCUUCGUGACCAGUUAGCAGAAGCAAGAAAUCAAAAUCAAGCAAUGGUUGAACCAUUGAGGUCAUUUCGUGCACAGUUAGUAGAAACAAGCAAUCAAAAUGAAGCAAAAGAUGAAGAAUUAACGUUCCUUCGUGCACAAUUGAAAGAAAAUCAAGCAAUGGUUGAACAAUCGGUUUUUCUUCGUGUGCAACUUCAAGCAAAGGAUGAAGAAUUAACGUCCCUUCGUGCACAGUUAGCAGAAACAAGAAAUCAAAAUCAAGCAAUGGCUGAACGAUUGAGGUCAUCUCAUGCACAAGUUCUAACACGAAGAAGCCAAAAUCGAGAAGUCCAGAAAAAUGAAGGACUAGAUUGGAUACUGAAGCGUGAAGAAAUAGAUCUAAUGAAGAAGAAAAUAGGUGAUGGUGGUUGGGGAACUGUAGAAGUUGGAAAGUUUCGUGGAACUGAAGUUGCUGUUAAGAAAAUUCACAACUUAAUAAUAUCUGAUUACAGUCGUGGGCUAUUUGAACGUGAAAUGACAAUAGCAUCCAGGUGUCGACAUCCAUGCCUUGUUCAAUUUAUCGGCGCAACAAACGAUAACGGUUGUCCAUUAUUUAUAAUGGAACUCCUUGAAACUGACUUGCGCGCAUUGAUAACGGAAAGAAAUUUGGUGGAUCAAGAAUGUUUACAGAUAGCCUUCGAUACAAUUCGUGCUUUGAAUUAUCUUCACCUGUCCAAGCCUGCCCCUAUUAUCCACCGCGAUGUUAGUAGUGCUAAUGUUCUAUUGUACCGUGGCAAAGACGGAUGGAGAGGAAAACUCUCAGAUUUUGGUGCAGCUAACCUUAUUCACCAUUCAAAAACGCCCUAUCCUGGUGCUUCAUUAUAUUCCGCACCUGAAGCAUGUACUAAUACUCAGAACACGAAAAAAAAUCAGCUUAGGCGGAGGAACAAUGAGGAAGAUCUGUCAUUUGAAAUACGAUAACGUCAACAAUGGAGAUGCAAAGAAUUAGUUUGUAGAGCCUGAAAUACUGAUAAAGAAAAUGUAUGUGUUGGCCCAAUUUUGUGCCCUGGUUGCUCCUAGUUACCCAUAAGGGAGAUGGCGUAGACCAUUCCAAUCCUUUUUCAAUUUAUUUUGCCUUAAAUUUGUCAUUACAAUGAAAUAAAAAUUUCUAGCCUGUUCUUUCUAUUAUGUAACAUUCGCAACCCUUAUUAAAAUAAUGCAUACCAUUAAGUGGUGUCGCUGAGAUAUGCAAGAAGGAAUUUUGAUGACGUCAUCAGCCUGUUGAUAUGCGAAAAAUUUCGUUAAGCCGUUGCCUCUAAUGUGUAGAGGUGUGAAAUGAUCAUCAAGAAAAUAUAUAGAAUCAGGUCCUUUUGAUGAACGAUUACAGAGAUAACGGGAUGUAAGUAUUUUUUAUGGCGUUAUCAACCCAAACGUAUUGGGUAAUCCAUCUUUGCAAACUUAUCCAAGGCAGUUACAGGUGGAAGGUGAUAAUUAUUAAAAAAAUUAUUGAUUUCUAAAUCCUAAAAUCUAUUAAGAUAACUACUAUAAUAACAAAUAAAUAACUAUACUUCACAACUAAGUAUCCAGGUAUUUUCCUAGGAACGGUUUUUAAGAAUCUUCAUGGCUGUAUGGGGUGAAAAUAAGUGGGUUUUGGAUUUACCUACUGGUAAACAUCAAGAAUAAAAUCUAUAACUCGAGAUAACCAAGAAUAUUUUAUUGUAUUAAAAGCAUUUUAAGAGCUUCGUUUAAACCUCUUUGAAGUAAAGAGAUAUCUGUCAUGACCAGCAACAAUAUUUUGUUUAGUUUAAAGUCCCUUUUCCUCAACAUACUAUUAAAUUCGAACGAAAGUUUGUUAUGAUGAGAUGGCGGUAAAUUUGAAUAAAUAUACAGAUCGAAAACAUUCAUGUCAAAUCGAAUGCUUAAUGUGGUGGCUUCAUCUUUAUUUCUUGCAUCUUUACUUUCUUUAUCUUUUUGGGGGGAAGUUCAGCAAUAUAAAAUAAUGAAAAUAAUGUUUUUUACAUGUUGUUCAACAUUCUAUUUUGAUCUUGAACUUCUUCUAAUUACUUUGUGUACGUGGCCAUUACAAUAAAGAGAAAUAUAUUCCAUUGUUUUUUGAUUCAGCUACCUGUUUGGCAAAUGUGAAAACAUUCUCAAUUAUAAAUAGUUCAUCACUUACAAAGACAUAAACAAAAUUGAUUUAUUGUGGGGACUUUCUUAUAAAGCAAACGACCAAGCCAGUCAGUCUGGUCUUUAAAAUCAACAUUUAUCAUGAACUUUUAUUCGCAGCGCAGGGUGGUAUCUGAAUGUGAUGAAGGAUAAAUGCAAGGCAACUAUUCCUUAAAGAGUUCUCUUUGAGUUUCAAACUUCCUUAACUUCAGCAAAAAUCUUUUAAUAUAAUUUACUUUCGCCGACAAAUUCUAGUUAGUUAUAACUACGAGAAUUUCUAGCGAUAUCGAACAAUCCUCAAGACUGACUUCAAACACACAUUUAAAGUUUCAAAACAACCUGAUUGAUGACGUUAUCAAAAUAAGACUGGCGUCAAAAAUACUUUUAAAAUUUCAAAAAAAACUGAUUGAUGACGUUAUCAAAAUAAUUUAAAAUUCUAUUAUCUUCUUAACCGUUUUUGAAAAUCACAUUAUCCUAUCAUUUCCCUUAAUCAGUAUUUUAAGCUCCACACAACGGGAUGACGAAUUGUUUUAAAAAAAGUUUGCUUAUAUUUGUGUGUCUUUGCUAACAUCAGCAAAAUCUUUAAAGCCUUUCAACUCCUUGCACUUUUGUUGAAACACAUGUUUCUAUAACAAUAUUUUGAUUCAAGCUUUAAGCUCUUCAUAGUAAAUGCAACAGGUAAACAUUUUUCUAAAAAUAAACAUCAUGAAAACUUAAUUGAUUAUCGACCAGUCUAUUGUAUUAACAUGCUUAGUCUGUGUUAUUGUUCUACGGCUUAUUUUAAGCCGGUAGAACUUUAAUUAGGCACUUUUUUCUCGCCGUUUUUAUUACCGACCUAGUAAAGCACCGAAGGGUGCCAGGCUAGUGUAGCGGUACAUAAAUUACUAGAUUUUACUAGAUUUUGAGUGCUAAUAACAAAACUACCCUGUCUGACAAGGUACUAAAACCUAUUAUCUUCACAAAGUAAUUUAACAUUAUUAUUUUACGGUCAGACGUCAUCAAAAUUGAUAUUUCCUCCUGUCUUUUCCAUUGUUCUUCUGCCUAAUAAACUUUUUCACGGAUUUGCCGACUUUUAUGCGAUAUUACGUUGAUUAUGUCUGUUACAUGCAAAGUGGUUGUGUUCAGUUUACUUUGAAGUCGCCGACAAAUGCAUGUCUAAAAGGUUCAUUGAUUUUAAUUAAUGAAGUCAUCACAAUACACUAAUAACGUUCCGUUAACACAUGAUCCUAAAAUUUUUCUUGAACACAGCUUCAAGCUCUACCCAGAUAGGCAAAGGAUAAAUACACUGUUAAAAAUAUUUUUUAGUGUAUCGACAGGUUAAUAGUGACGUUAUCAAAAUUAAAUAACACUUUUUUCCAUUGUCCCUCUGCCUUAGUGGAUUUUUCCACGAAUCUAAUAUACGAUUGCGUAAGUUGUGCGUGUUUGUCUGUAGCAGGCAAACUAUAUAUGUUAAUUUCUCUUUGAACUAGCCUAAAAAAGUAUGACGUAUAUGCUAACUUUUUAAACGUUAUGGCACGACGUCAAGGCACUUAGAUUGACAUCAAUACAUGUUGGUGCAUUUCGCGCUGCAAGCUUGAGGCAUUGUAACUUGGAAAUGGCGAAAAAUAACUAAAUUCUUCUCCGUUGAUAAUUAGAACUAACUUCUAAAGCUGGAUUAACCCACCUGACAUUAUUAAAAGCCUUUUUAACCCAAUAUCUCUUCAACUAUUUCUCAAAAGCUGAUGAUUCUGUAUACCAUAUUGGUGAGUGUUUCAAGCUGUGCACAAAUAAAGGGUAAAAUAAAUUUAGAUUUGUGACAAAGCAGAGAUAAAAAAAUUGCACAGCUGAUUUGCACACCAUAAUGAACAUUUUAAAACCAACGAAAUGCCAAUUGCGAGUUUCCCUGUAAUAAUCUGGACUGUAAACUACAAGUUUUUUGAUUAUGUCAGCAUUCGUUGUUAUCUUUACUGACAAAAGUUCCUUCAAGUAAAAAUCUGAAACAUAACGUUUGCCUAAGUGAUACCUGAAUAAGGAACUGAACUUGUUAUUGGUCUUUUUCCAGUAAGAUGUAUUUUACUAUGAUAUUGUUCAUAUUUUGAUAUUUUUAAGUUUCUUAGUUGGUAUAUUUUUCUACGUUUGUAAUCGCGUUAUGUGUUUAACUUGUGGAAAGCUUGUCUCAAUUAAUCUACAUAUUAUGUUAAACUUUUUUCGCCUCACAUGCACAUUUGUUAACUGCAACAGCUAAAUUUGACAAAUAUUGAAUGGUUGACUAAGUAAACGGUUCAAAGAGGCUUGUAAACAAUUUAUACCGGUUUGAUAAAUUGGAAUUGAAAACAGAUAUAGGGGAAGUGAAUGUUUGGAAUAAGUUUUUCUCAAAAUAUUAUCUUUCUCGUUUUCUUUCUUCAGUCAUUGAACUUCAGAAUUAAGGAAACAUAUAAAUGAAAAAUAAAAAAAAUAAAUGCUUAAGAAAACAUAGUACUUGGACAUGUCUUUGUGCUUGGAUAUAUUGGAUAUUUCUUCCCAAAAGAUACUUCAUGUUCGAUUUAUGCACUAAAAUCUUUCAUUACAAAAUACUUAAAAACGGAAACAAUAUACAUAAAAGAGUGCUGUAAUAUACUGUGAUAAAAAUAUAUUUAUUAGUGGCUACCCUGUUUUAAUACGUAAAGUGCAAAAAUGCGUGGCAAGCAUCAUAUAGAUAAAAUUAAAGUUUCAUAGUGUCAGGUUCCUUGACUUAAACAAAUUUAAUAAUAGCAAAGGUUUUCAGAAAUGGAGAUACCUAUUGUGGGUAAGAAUGGUCAAUCUUCUAAUGUAAGAAAAACCAAGUAAAAGUC
Molecule: messenger RNA, 6091 nt
Organism: Hydractinia symbiolongicarpus
Lineage: Eukaryota; Metazoa; Cnidaria; Hydrozoa; Anthoathecata; Hydractiniidae
Product: probable serine/threonine-protein kinase DDB_G0271682
Exons: 3
Coding region: 150-2096 (648 amino acids)
Biological process (GO): protein phosphorylation
Molecular function (GO): protein kinase activity; ATP binding
Source: RefSeq, a predicted model, not a curated record